GGUAGGGGAAGCGUCGCAAUGAUUGUGAAGAGUGGAAAACGAGAAAAUGUCAAAAAUCUUACAUUUGACUAAAAUGGCAUUUGCAUCUUCAUCACAGCAGCAACAACAUAUUUCGACAGCUUUAAAGUCAGUUAUAUGUAAGAUAGAGUCAGCUACAUCGAAAAGACCAGAGUCUUUGCCUUCAAUAAAACCGAGACUUGUAGCUGUCAGCAAGACAAAACCAGCAGAGGCUGUUAUUGCUGCAUAUGAAUGUGGGCAGCGAUACUUUGGAGAGAAUUAUGUUCAUGAAUUGGUAGAAAAAACACAGAACUCUGAUAUAUUAAAACUCUCCGACAUAAAAUGGCAUUUCAUUGGUCAUCUGCAAAGAAACAAAGUUGGGAAACUACUAUCUAUUCCCAAUUUAGACAUGGUAGAGACUGUGGAUUCUAUAAAACUUGCAGAAUCUCUUGAUAAUGCAUGGAAAAAGCUGAAGAAAACGGAGCCUCUGAAAAUAAUGAUACAAGUAAACACAAGUCAAGAGGAAAAUAAGGCUGGAUGUAAUCCGGACAAAGUUACGGAAAUAUACAAAUUUGUGACAGAGGUGUGUGUAAACUUGGAUGUGACAGGACUGAUGACUAUUGGUUCCUUUGACCAUGAUUUAUCAAAAGGACCAAACCCAGACUUCCAGUCUUUGUUCCGAUGUCGAGAAGAUUUAUGUAGCGAGUUUGGUAUCAAUGUCGAUCGACUUGAGCUGAGUAUGGGCAUGUCAGGAGACUAUGAACAUGCUAUUGAUUUGGGAAGUACUAACGUUCGUGUGGGCAGUACUAUAUUUGGAGCAAGAGAAAUGAAGAAGAAAGAUGUUGAAACAACAAAAACAAGUGCAGACUCCUCAGAGUCUGGGGGGUCAGGGGCCAUUGCCAAUAUGUCUAAUGCUAUGUCUGAUUUAGCUGUUGGGCAAUGUUGACAGACAGUACCAAUAUAGUGCUGUUAAUAUAAUAGGUCCUUAGAGACAAUGUCUCAAGUUAUCUGCUGUGAUUGCCUUUUCUUCAUCAUUGUCUGUCCAUAAAAUUUUGACAUUUUUAACUUCCUAAAAAACACUUCUGUUAUACUUUGUUUUCAGUUGGAACUAAUUCAAACUGUGGGUUAUAAGCACAAGAUGAUAAUUUGAUUGUAUGAAAGUUUAAAUCUCACUAACUCCAAAGGACCUGAGGGAUUCAGGGCUUAAAUAGGUCAAAAUGGUUAUUUUUUUAUUACUUCCCUUUAGGCCAAGAUGUGUUAGAAAGAAAUAUUCUUCAUCCAUAGACUUGUAUACUGGAUUAUGGAUGGAGCAGUUAUAUUGUUUUAUUUUCCAUAUUGCAGUAAAAUAAUAUUACAUGUGUAUAUUACAUAUGUAUGAGUUGGUCGUGCAUAUUUAUGAGUUGGUCAUGCAUAUUUAUGAGUUGGUCUUGCCUCAUUAACAAUUUGUUGGAAAAGUCAUGCUUUCUACAUUUACAUGAUGACCAUAUGUACUGGAGACCUUGCUAUGCUUACGUGAUAAUUCUCAUGUUAUUUAUGAAAAUCAACUACAGGUAUUUCAGAACUCAGGUACACAGUUAAGGCCCUUGGGUCUCUUGUCUUUACUAUAAGGGGACACAGUUUGUCUUUUGUUAAUUUGUUUACACCAUUUCAGGGUGAGGAAACAAAGUCUUGUCCACAAAUACAUGUAUAUUUAAAGAUUUCAUAGGCAACAUGUGAUAUAGGAAAUGAUGAACAGCUGAUUUGAAAGAUCACUUAGGAAUGUCAAUUUCAGCUUUGAAUCACUUUUAACAUCAUAUUAAUAAAAAACAUGAGUGUUAUAUUAACUUUGCUGUAAUAUCUUUCUAAGAAUAUUCCACCGUGUAAUUUACUUUAUACAGCAAUAGAUCCAAUUUACAAAUAUUAAUGUAAGGUUAGCUAAAUUCAUUUGUAGUUACUGUAGGUGUGCAUAGUUUUAGUGUAUCAAAUUCAAACAUAUUAGCACAUCAUUUAAAAAAAAUUAACUGAACCCACAAUAUAAAUAUUGCAGAAAAAAAAACAUAGAAAGAAUGAAAUUAAGCACAAUUAUGAUUUAUUACUUUGUAUUGAUUAAGUACUAGAACACACUUACAGUUGUUGUAUUGUGUGUUUAUAGAUUAACCAAUUGUAAUGUAAUAUGCUGAAAAGUUGGGCUUUAAAGUUCAUAGCACUGUGUCUGCCAUUUACUGGUUUAUAAAUUGACACUAAAAUAUUGCAUUACAAAAGAUACUGUAUUCCUUAUCAGUAUGAAAAAGCUUACUCAUGUAUGUGUUCUAUACACAGGGACUUGGCAAACAUUCCAGCAUCAUUAUUCCACAUAAUUAUCUUAUUUAACUUAUAAUUUCACUGCUCAUCGCUGCAGUGAAAAUAUAAGUUUUAUUAGUUUGAUCAGUUUCUAUACUUCACUUGCAAAAAUGCAGUAAAUAUGUAUACAAAUGUAUUACCACUAUUUGGAAUUUAUGUUUGUCAAGUCCCUGUGUUCUAGAGUAUAGUAUAAACAAACUAUAAUUAUGACAUGGUAUUUUAAGUUAUACAAUACACCUUACUAAAAUGUCGGAAAGUUGUCAUAUAAACAUCACAUAAUUUAAUUAACGAAUGUACACAUCAUCAGGAAUUGUUUUGUUGGAAUUGUUUAUGUUUUUGUUUGGCAGGUGAAAUCUAUAUAUAUACAAUGUAGUAUGAUUUGACAGGGCUGCCUUAUUUAUUUCAUCAAUUAAAUAUUAAAUACAGUAUAUAAGUACUGGGUACACCUAUUAAACAGAUUUUUUGUUGCUAUCCACCAUAUAACAGAUGAAGUUUUAUUUCCUGGGAAUAUGUGCUAUUACCUUUAAUUUUAUCUGUAGAGUGGGAAAUACAAAUUUUGUUAUUAAAAUAUUUUUGUUUA
Molecule: messenger RNA, 2896 nt
Organism: Pecten maximus
Lineage: Eukaryota; Metazoa; Mollusca; Bivalvia; Pectinida; Pectinidae
Product: pyridoxal phosphate homeostasis protein-like
Exons: 8
Coding region: 47-943 (298 amino acids)
Cellular component (GO): intracellular anatomical structure
Molecular function (GO): pyridoxal phosphate binding
Source: RefSeq, a predicted model, not a curated record